AUGGAAUCCGAUACAUUAGUGCUGUGUGUUGCAGAGAAUCAUAUCCAGGAAGCAGCACCGAUUCAGGGAGGAGACGAAGAGCAGCCCGAUAUCAACCAUUUUGUCGACGAUGACGACGAGAUCUAUCCACCUGCUUUCAACAUCCAAACUCUCCCGCGUAUGCAUUUCACGCUCGCUCUGAGGGAACUUUUAGAAGCAUCAACCGUUCGAUUCCUCACGGUCCACGAGCUCUUCGUGUUGUUCACUUACAGAAGGAACUUCCUGCCACCAAUGAACCAAAUAACCAUCCCACCGUUAGAAACGGGUCUAUUCAGGGCCGAUAACGGGUAUGCCAAGGACAUAAACUUAGUUUGGCUCGAGACUAGCAGGAUAAUCUCAUGCAGGAGUGGUGUUAUCUUCAAUGUUAGGCAGACUCGUAUGAUGGAGAUUGAUGAGUUCGAAAUGCUCUAA
This is a messenger RNA of Microthlaspi erraticum, 450 nucleotides long. NCBI's taxonomy places the organism in Eukaryota, Viridiplantae, Streptophyta, Magnoliopsida, Brassicales, Brassicaceae. The record is from the annotation of a GenBank genome assembly.